Messenger RNA from Sitodiplosis mosellana (orange wheat blossom midge), 1281 nucleotides. Its product is annotated as sodium-independent sulfate anion transporter-like. Lineage: Eukaryota; Metazoa; Arthropoda; Insecta; Diptera; Cecidomyiidae. Gene Ontology annotation, biological process: transmembrane transport. Gene Ontology annotation, molecular function: sulfate transmembrane transporter activity. The record is from RefSeq and is a predicted model, not a curated record. The annotation marks the transcript as partial. Gene Ontology annotation, cellular component: membrane. The transcript has 7 exons.
UUCGCAACGUUUUUAACGCUCGUUAAUGGCGCACUGAUUUUCGUUUUCGGUAUGCUGAAUUUAGGAUUUUUAGUUCAAUUCAUAUCAGUGCCGGUAACAGUCGGUUUUACGACUGCUGCCGCAAUGACUAUUGGAAGUAGUCAAGUGAAAUCGUUGUUGGGCAUUAAGGGAUCAGCCAAUGGGUUCGUUGAAUCAUGGAUAAGUGUUUUCACGAACAUAAAAAGCACCAAAUUAUGGGAUACUCUACUUGGUGUGUCAACCAUUACUGUAUUGCUAUGUCUAAAGAACCUGAAGUACAAAAAGAGCUUACGUGAUGUUGAGAGUCAAUCGGUUUGGAGGAACGAAUUUAAAAAGUAUUUAUCUUUGGGUCGAAAUGCGAUCGUUGUUAUUUUCGGCACGCUGCUCGCAUACAUCUUGAACGUUUACGAUAUACAUCCGUUUUCAUUGACCGGUCAAGUUGCUUCUGGAUUACCCGAAAUAAAAAUACCUCCAAUGCACACGACCAUUGGAAAUCAAACGCUCAACACCCUCGACAUGAUUACUCACGUUGGCUCGUCAAUUAUUGCACUUCCGUUGAUUUCGAUUCUAGAGAGUAUCGCUGUGGCCAAAGCAUUUUCCAAAGGUAAAACGAUCGACGCCACCCAGGAAAUGUUGGCACUUGGAUUGUGCAAUUUGGUGGGUGCAUUUGUGCAAUCGAUGCCAGUGACGGGCUCAUUUACUCGAACAGCCGUCAACAAUGCGAGCGGGGUACGAACAACGCUCGGUGGAAUAGUGACUGGAGUUCUUGUUUUGUUAUCGUUAGGGUUCUUAACUGGUUCAUUUCGAUUUAUACCAAAAUCCACGCUGGCAGCUGUCAUCAUCUGUGCAAUGGUGUUCAUGGUGGAAAAAGAAGAGAUCAAGGAGAUAUGGCGAUCGAAACGUGUCGACAUCAUUCCCUUCAUUUGUACUUUAGUCGCCUGCCUGUUGAUUUCCAUUGAAUUCGGAAUUAUUAUCGGAAUCGUUGUCAAUAUUUCGUUUGUGCUGUAUUCCAUCGCAAGGCCCGUUAUUCACGUAUAUAAUCGUAAGGUUAUGGAGCAGGAGCUGUUGGUCCUGAUGCCAGAUCAAAGUCUGACAUUUUCUUCAUCGGACCAUUUUAAGUACAAAAUAUUGAAAUAUGUCGUUCAAAAUACACCGAAAAUCAUUGUAAUUGACGGACGCUACGUUCGAACGAUUGACGCAACAGUGGCCAAAGUAAGCUCGAUUUUAAUAUUCAUUCUAGUCAUUUUCCAAUCAUCAUUUUAA